This is a messenger RNA of Talaromyces stipitatus ATCC 10500, 1080 nucleotides long. RefSeq names its product short-chain dehydrogenase, putative. The transcript has 2 exons. Lineage: Eukaryota; Fungi; Ascomycota; Eurotiomycetes; Eurotiales; Trichocomaceae. The record is from RefSeq and is a predicted model, not a curated record. The coding region runs from base 1 to 1080 and encodes 359 amino acids.
AUGCCUGCUACAACGCAUCCCGAAUACAAUGACUCUACUGAAGCCCUGGAGGUUGCUCAAGCUUUUGCUGGGAACAUCCGCGGCAGGACAGUUGUAAUAACAGGUGUAAACCGUGGUGGAAUCGGAUAUGCGACAGCCGAAGCAUUCGCAUCUCAAGCUCCUACCCAUCUCAUAGUGAUAGGCCGAACGAUGUCAAAACUUGAAGAGAGCAUCGACGCUAUGAAGGUCAAGUAUCCCGACGUUGACUAUCGCGCGCUUCAUAUCGACCUAUCUAGCCAACAAUCCGUCCGCUCAGCCGCAGCCAAGCUCCUCUCAUGGACCGACGUGCCCACAAUUGACUUCAUCAUUAACAGCGCAGGUAUCGCCCUUCUCCCAGAGCGUACCUUUAGCGUCGACGGAAUCGAAAUGGUGUUUGCAACGAACCAUAUCGGGCAUUUUUUAUUCACCUGUCUACUCAUGCCCAAACUCAUCAAAGCUGCCGAAAAGUCUCCAAAGGGAGCUACCAGAAUCGUCAAUGUCAGUUCUGGCUCGCCGACUGUAGCACGUAUGCGUUGGAGUGAUAUGAAAUAUGAAAAGCUCAACAAGGACCUACCGGAGCAAGAGCAGCCAUUCUACGAUCUGCAAAAGGCAUGGGGGAUUGAUGACCCCGAGAACAAGUCGUAUACGCCACUGGAAGCUUACAACGUAAGCAAAGUUGCAAAUGUUCUAUUUGGAAUUGGCAUUACCAAGAGGCUGUACGAAAAGCAUGGAAUCUUGGGUUUGGCACUGCAUCCAGGUAUUAUCGAAACGGAACUUGGCAGAAAUGCCGAGCCAAAAAUUAAGGAUGCUGUUAAUUCUUUGCGCGAAAAGGGAGUCUACUCUUACCGACCUUUGGGCGCAGGAGCUUCGACAAGUAUGGUUGCAGCGCUAGACCCAAAACUUGGGCCAGGGGAAACCAAGGACGGUAAAGAGAAUUAUGGUUCGUUCUUGUCUGAUUGUCAGAUCAGCAGCAAUGCUCAGCCAUUAGCUGUUUCGAGUAGUGAGGCUGAAAAGUUGUGGAAGUUGUCCGAGGAGAUGGUCAAUCAGAAGUUCGAAUGGUAA